GAAUUUGGUUUUAAUUAUAGAUUUAGUGCUAAUUUGUGGCCAAAAUGAGUGAACACUUAUCUAAAGGCGAUUCCAAUGAAGUGAAGACAUCGUUAACUGAAUUGCAAAACAGGAAACGACUGUUGACUCAAAAGUUGGUCAAAAUUCAGGCAAAAUCUCGUAAUUUGAAGCAAAAACUGGAUAAUCAACGGAUGAAGACAUCGCUUCUCAACGAUUCCAACCAUCAGUUGGAACAACACUUGUCUUCACUGAAGGCUGAGUCCAACGAAUUGAGUGAAAAGACCGCAACUCUUGAACAACAACUCACUGGAAGUCGUGAUUGUGUCCAACGAUUGAGACAACAAUUGGUUGAGAAACGCAAUCAACAGAUGAUUGUCGUGGAUCAGUUUAACGGAGAGAUCGACGAAAUGAGCAAAGAUUUCAUGCGUUUGACGAUAAUUAACAAUCGUCGAGACAUUGAACACAAAAAGAAGGCAAUGGAUGAACAACUGGAACACUUCCGCCAAAGAAAAGACGAGUUGUUGGAAGAGUUAAGAAAUCAUCACAACAGCCGUGUAUACCACGACUGGCCGCUCGAACACCAACUCCUCUCACUACGUGAUCGACAAGCGGUUCCCGAACUCAAAGAACAGGACAAACGCGUGAAUAAUAGCCAUAACAAUGAAGAGUUCCAAUCGGUGACCGACACCCCGAACGAAGAGCCGAUGAAUGGGACAGCAGUGGCCGCCGACCAGCCAAUCGCUGGUAUCCCAAACGCCGGUACUUUAAACCCCGGACAACGAAUGUCUGUACGGAUCAGUUUGGGUGACAAUGUAGUGAAUGUCGUGGCGAACGUCAGACUAGAGAUGACAUCCAGACGUCUGGAAGACGGGUCAGUAGUGACGGCCAAUACCGGUAGAGUGGUUCUCUCACCCGUCUCUUUCACUGAAAUUGAUUGA
Medioppia subpectinata is the source of this 938-nucleotide messenger RNA. The record is from the annotation of a GenBank genome assembly. NCBI's taxonomy places the organism in Eukaryota, Metazoa, Arthropoda, Arachnida, Sarcoptiformes, Oppiidae.